AUGUCGAAGGUUGUGAGGAGUGUGAAGAACGUUACGAAGGGAUACUCGUCUGUGCAGGUUAAAGUUCGCAAUGCGACGAGUAAUGACCCUUGGGGCCCCACCGGGACGGAAAUGGGGGAGAUUGCGGCGAUGACAUUCCAUAGUCCCAGCGAUUUCUACGAGAUCAUGGAUAUGCUAGAUAAGAGAUUGAAUGAUAAGGGCAAGAAUUGGAGACAUGUGCUCAAAUCGUUGAAAGUGUUGGAUUACUGUCUUCACGAGGGCUCAGAAAUGGUGGUUACGUGGGCCAGAAAAAAUAUCUACAUUAUCAAGACGCUGCGCGAAUUCCAAUAUAUUGAUGAUGAUGGUCGUGAUGUUGGGCAAAAUGUACGAGUUUCCGCGAAGGAAUUGACCGCUUUGAUCCUCGACGAAGAACGCCUGCGAAACGAACGUUCUGAUAGGAAACUCUGGAAAUCCCGUGUUACUGGUAUCGAUGAUGGAAUUCACGGCAUUGCAGGUGGCAGUGAUCCAGGACGUCGCUCUGGACGCGAUCCCCCCCCGAGACCACCAAGUGAUGAAGAAGACGCUGAGUACCGCCUUGCAAUAGAGGCAAGCAAACAUGAAGCUGAGGAGGAGAGGAAACGCCGCCAAAGGGAAUUAAAUGCUGACGAUGAAGAUGAUGAUCUUGCCAAGGCUAUCAAGCUAAGUAAGGAAGAAGAGGAGCUACGGAGGCGUGAACUAGAAGAGAGCAAUGCCUCCGCACUGUUUGAUGAUAACACCGUAACUCCUGCACAACCUCCUCAGCCACAGGUGACUGGAUAUAACCAAGGAUAUCAGCAACAGCCUGCUGUAGAUUGGUUCGGAAAUCCUGUGGACCAACAACAAUCUAUGUCAACAGGUUACCUAAAUAAUCAAUAUACCCAGCCUACUGGAUUCCAACCUCAGCAGACAGGUUAUACGAAUGGAUACACAGGUGGUUUCCCCGCCCAGCAACCUGGCUAUGAUCAAUUCCAGCAACAAAACAACUUUAUGCAGCCCCAGACUGCGCUCCAACCCCAGCAAACUGCAUUCAAUAAUCCCUAUGGUGAUAUCUUCGGUCAACCGCAACAGCCGCAACAACAAGACAACAAUUUCCUUCAGGCAGGCAGCCAUAACCCCUGGGCAUCAAACCAACAACAAUCAACAGACGCCCUCAAACCCAUGCCAACCGGCUCCAACAACCCCUUUGCCUCGUCGUUCACGCAAAACCAAGCGCAGCGGGCACAAAAGACGGGUCCCCCUUCCCUUGGCACUCUUGCCCAACAACGUACCGCUCAACCCGUCACGAACCACACUCAGUUUUCAACAAACCCCAUCACAAACUUCCAACCUCCCUCCAACCUCCAACAGCAACAACUACAACAGCAACAACAAACCCAGAAUCCCCAACACGCUCGUCUCAACGCACUCCUCGCCACCGGCGACGGACAAGAUACUUUUGGAAACGUCGGCGACCUCCGUAUCCCCGCUCAACACACCACUCCCGGCGUCUUCGUAAACUCCGCGGGACAAGGUCUCGAGCGCCUCCAGCCUAACCAGACUGCGAAUAACCCGUUUUUGAGCCAGCAGUUCACGGGCGCUCAACAGCAGCGCACGAAUAACCCAUUUGGGAUGCAGCAGUCUGGUUAUGCGGCAUCGCAGCAGCGGCAGAGUGGGAAUUUGAUUGAUAUAUGA
This is a messenger RNA of Paracoccidioides lutzii Pb01, 1689 nucleotides long. RefSeq names its product EH domain binding protein epsin 2. The record is from RefSeq and is a predicted model, not a curated record. Bases 1 to 1689 code for a protein of 562 amino acids. The transcript is spliced from 4 exons. Gene Ontology annotation, molecular function: phospholipid binding; clathrin binding. Gene Ontology annotation, cellular component: plasma membrane; clathrin vesicle coat; endosome. Gene Ontology annotation, biological process: actin filament organization; endocytosis.